AACUUCAAGAGUUAGUAUAAAAUCAAGAAAAUAGUAGUAGAUACUAGGUAAUAGGUAUUAUCAAUUUCGAUUUACAAUAGUUUCUCUACAUCUUAGAUUAUUGAUGUUGAAACUAUAAAAAUCGGUGGGUAUUAGAUGAGAUGGCUUUAUUAUCAUUUAGUUAAAGAAUUGCUAUGAGUAAACAGUGAAGUUACAAGAAUUAUUGUAAACGGAAGUUUGUUGUUUUGCAGUAUUUUUAUUUGUAUUGCGUUGCAAAAUUGCGCUGACGUCUGAUCUUUGUGAUGGAUUUAUUCAACAAAGGAAUGAAAGGUCCAACAAGGCCAGCACCUGUGCCUCCAGGUAGUAUUGUCCAUAGAUAUUCUCCAGUUACAAAUUUGAAUGAUGAUCCAUUCGGCUCAGAAGUUUUUGAACCAUCACCUAUGUUCUCCCAGAAGAAAAAACCACCUCCUCGGCCACCUCCACCAAAAAUUAAUAAGCCACCAGAAGCACUAGCCAAACCAAUACACUUUAUGCGUAGACCUACUGUACUUACAUCAUUAUUAAAUCGCAAAAAUAAAAAUAUAGUAAAUCAAUGUACUGCAAAUCCAUCAUCUAUUUCAACAACAAACUUUACAGACUUCAGUGAAGUGGAUAAUAAUAAAAUGUUUUCUAGAUGUGAGCGUACAAAUACACAAACAGCUACACUUAUUGAUUUAUCAUCUCCCCCGAGUUCUCCAACUUUUACAACAAGAUCUAGCAGUGAUGGAAUCAGUGUUGAUAGCUUUGGAUCUGAUGCAACUACCUCUACAAGCAAUAGAAAUGCAAUAAGUGGUGGUAAUGCUUCUCAGGCAGAAAGCGGCUUUGAGGAUGAUUUUGAUCUCUUCCUUACAACGAGAAAACAAAUAAGCAAAGAAGACACACUGGAUGAUUUUUCAACAAUAGAUCCUUUUUCACCACAACCAGUAAAUAAACCACCAAUUAUGAAAAAACCACUUGUAAACAAAGAUUUAUUUGAAAUAUGUAAUCAGAUUACUGCUCCUUCCAAAGGACCAACAAUAAUCAGAGCAAAACCAACUCGACCAAAACCACCUGAUAACUCUGCUUUAUUAAAAAGCUCCUUUGGUAGCAGUUUCCAAAUGGCAACUAUGAAUAUUAAUACAACAACGCCAAUACAAAGGGUCAACAAUGGCUUCGAAGAUAAUGACGAGAAAUUGCUCUGGGACCGCGAUUCACCAGACCGAGAGAAAACUCCUCCAAUGCCGACAAUCCCGCCACCACCGCCUCCAGUCAUCGACGAUGACCUGCCCGUGGUCUGGCCUGAUGAUCUGCCCGACUCUGAUCAGAACAGCGAGCCGUAUGCAGUAGCAUUAUUCGAUUAUUUCACAGGUCACUCGGAGGACUUAUAUUUUUCGGCUGGAACGAAAAUAAUACUAGUCCGGCGCGUGAAUGAAGAAUGGCUGCAUGGUAAACUAGAAACAGGAGCUGACGGUCUCUUCCCAUCAAAUUACGUAGAAAUCAAAGUACCUUUAAAUGAUAGCAGUAUAAUGGGCACGGCUGUAGCGUUAUACGAUUUCGCACCAGUCGAAAAUGGUGAUUUACAGUUUAAUACAGGCGAUAAUAUAACAGUUCUGUCGAAAAUCAGUGAUGAAUGGUAUUUUGGUGAGUGCAACGGGAUUAAAGGCCAGUUCCCAGUCAACUAUGUGCAAAUUAGUUAGUGAUAUGACGAUAUAUACAAAUUGGUGCUGCAGCCUUAGACUUAAAAUAAUUUAAUUUAUAACACAGCCAAAAUCUAUGAAAGAUACAUAGAAAUCGUUACACAAUUUUUGUCUCUCGAUGAAUACUUACGCCUUUUAUUUUAAAAAUAUUGUGAACGAAAAAUUCAUAUAGCGUGAAUUGCCUCUCAGCCUGAUGGUACCGUGAUGAGCCUACUAUAAUUGUAUUGGAUGUGCUAGAUCCUUUGAUAUUUAUGUGAUUUUAAAAAGAAGACUGAUGUCUAUAUCUGGUUAAAAUGUGCAAUGAUUUGGAUUUCGAAUCUAUGAAUUGAUGUUUAUAGUAGUGCAAUUUUAGACCAUAUUCAAAGUAAAUGUUAAUGUAUUGAUCGGAAUGCAGUAACUAUUGUUAUCAAACUUGUUGCCAUAGUAAUUUAAGAACUUUUUAUCAAAUGACCUACUUUACUCGGCACGAACUAAACAUAUAAAAUGCACUCUUAUGAAUGAAUGUGAAUAUUAAUAAUGUAAUCUCAAGUUGAGAAAUAUUUUAACAUUUGUUGGUUUGAAAAAGAUAAAUUAUUAAAAUUUCGACCGUAAUCUACUUAUAUUUAUUUUACUAUAUUUGUUGAUUUUUAUAUUAGAAGAACACUUGUAACACACCCAUUUAUACAGUUAUUAUUAAUAUGACUUAUGUUUUUAACUUGUGCGGUGUAGUGUAUGAAACUAAUAUGUAAGCGUAACACAUUUAAAAUGAUGUCACAGUAUCUUACACACAGUACUUUUGUCAAAGUCUGGUUAUACUCAGAAUAUUAAAUUGUAAUAUGUCAAUAAUGUUAAUGGUAAUAAUAGCAUGGCUAUUUUGUCGUAAGAGUCAGUGAACAAUAUAUGUAUGUUUUUAAUUUUUAUAGCUAGUCUUUUAUGUAAAUAUUUUGUGUCAUAAUCAAUUAUUAGGUUAAUUUAAUUAACUUCUAUUAAUUCAUAAAAUUAAAUUAUUUUUAAUUUUUUAUGUCUUAUUUAAAUCGAGUUGCAAUAUAAUGCAUAAUUACUAAUAAUAGUUAUUGUCAUUUAUUUUGGUGGGACCAUAAAAUUAGUGCCUUAGUAUUUUCUCAUUGUGUAUAUUGUAAUAUAAUUAUGUAUAAAUUAAAAAAAUACCAAAUACAAAAUUAGUUAUUUGUCUGUUCUCUGUGAUCUGUUUUUAUUAGUUAGUGCCAAAUGUUAAAUAUCUGCUUAGAUUGCAUAAUUUAUUCUUUAUAUAGGGACAGAUUAAUAAAACGAAUAAGUCACAUUGUGAUAUUUAUUAUUUGAACAAAAAUA
Pieris brassicae (large cabbage white) is the source of this 3002-nucleotide messenger RNA. Its product is annotated as abl interactor 1. Lineage: Eukaryota; Metazoa; Arthropoda; Insecta; Lepidoptera; Pieridae. Gene Ontology annotation, biological process: actin cortical patch localization; plasma membrane tubulation; endocytosis. The record is from RefSeq and is a predicted model, not a curated record. Gene Ontology annotation, cellular component: Rvs161p-Rvs167p complex; mating projection tip; medial cortex. The coding region runs from base 282 to 1694 and encodes 470 amino acids. The transcript is spliced from 4 exons. Gene Ontology annotation, molecular function: lipid binding; protein binding.